Xenopus laevis (African clawed frog) is the source of this 2806-nucleotide messenger RNA. Its product is annotated as TRAF-type zinc finger domain-containing protein 1. The transcript is spliced from 13 exons. The record is from RefSeq and is a predicted model, not a curated record. The coding region runs from base 304 to 2124 and encodes 606 amino acids. NCBI's taxonomy places the organism in Eukaryota, Metazoa, Chordata, Amphibia, Anura, Pipidae.
UGGCGCCCAAUUGUAGGCCGGGGAUUAGCAGGCGACGAAGUAUGAGGAAGUAGCGUCCUUGGUAAAUGUUUGUGGGCAUUUUGGAAGUAGUUCGGUGACAGCCGGUUAUCCUGUGUCAGGGUGCUCGUGAGACGCCGGUAAGGGAUACAACUGAGUAAGCUGGAGGGACUGCGCGUUAUCAUUCUCGACUGCUAAGUGUGACUGUUGAGUGGAACAAGUUGACUUGGGAAUAUAGAAAUACUCCAGGGCUUCGCCCAUUUGAGAGGAAGCACAAGUGAAAGUAAUCGUGUAGGAAAACUGAACAUGGCAUCAGAAGCUGAGCAGGAGACACAGCUCUGUGGGAAUUGUAAACGUGACAUUCCUCUGUCCAAUUUCACCAUCCAUGAAAUCCACUGCAAGCGGAACAUCAGUGUCUGUGAUGUGUGCAAAGAGCCUGUGCCAACUGCAGACAUGGAGGAGCACCUGGUCACCGAGCACGCACCGGUGACCUGUAAGUGUAAAAUGACAAUGGAGAAGAGUGUUCUGGAAGAACAUGAGCUUUCCGCUUGCCCUCUGCGUUUAGCUAAAUGCCAGUUCUGUGAGCUGGAACUUGCAUUCAAUUUGCUGGCAGGCCACGAGGACUACUGUGGAGCCAGGACUGAGCGCUGUGAGAAGUGUGGGCGCAGUGUGAUGAUAAAGGACCUGAAUGAUCACCCUGAUGUGUGUGGCAAAGAGAGCGUCCCAAAGAAGCCUUUGUUAAACAGCGGAGCCUGGUUUGAUGCUACACAGAAUGAUCUUUUGCAUGCCAUAUUACCAUCUCGAUUUUACAGAAAUCCCAUGUUAACACCAUCACUGCAAAAUCUUCAUAGAGGAGAAGGACAGAACAAAGCUCUAAAGCAAACAAACCUGACGAGAAAUAUCCCAGCAAGGGGACAAGAGCCGUUCUCAAAUCGGAGAGAUUUUCGUUCCAUUUAUAGAAAUCAAGGACACUCUGGAUUGAGCUCUUUUCGUCCUCCGAGAUUUCAGAAUGAGAUUGGUUCCAGUGUAGACCCUGAUACUGAUCUUUCAGCCAAUGUCAAUUCAUGGAGAGCAUUUGAUUCCAAAGACAAAGUUGCUAAGUACCGUGACUGGCAAAAGGAUUCCAACCUUUUCUGUGAUGAUAAAACUGUGGAAGCUGAUUCACCAAGCACUCAGACAGAGACUGAACUUGGCCUUCCAUGUGAAUUCUGUGAAAAGCUUUUUCCUGCAGAGGACCUUAUACUGCAUCAGUCUGGUUGCAAUCCUCGCAUCUUUGCUUCUUUCUGUGAUCGAAGACCCGCUCCCACCAACUUUUUGGAUUUUGAACGUGAGCAGUAUGUACGGCCUGCAUCCCCACCAUCUUCUGUGCACAUACCCAACAACAUUCGCAUCCCUUGUGAAUUCUGUGGUGUACAAAUGAAGCAGGAGGAUCUAGUGCGUCAUGAGUCUGGCUGCAAUCCUGCUGCUUUUUCUCCUUUCUUCAAUCAAAGUUCCCCUUCUACUCGCUUUUUGGAUUUGGAACAAAAUAGGAUAGAACAGCCACAUGACAGAAACAUACGCCCCGUAUCCCCACCACCUUCUGUGGACAAAUCCAGCAACAUUCUGAUCCCCUGUGAAUUCUGCAGUGUACUAAUGGAGGAAGAUGUUCUCUUUAAUCACCAGGACCAAUGUGACAUGUGCCCAAAUUCUGAAGCUGUGGCUAAAUUUGUAACGUCUGUGUUUCCAAGUCCAAGGGAAUGUAAUGAUCUGCAGGAUCGGUUAUUGGCAUCUGAUGACCUGUUUCCCCAAGGACGCACUGCUCCAAGUCAUACCAAAAACACUGGUCGGCCAUCACGUUCUGUACCUGCGAGUUUCCUAGAGGGGGUCCCAACUGAACAGCCUUACGUACCCAGGGUGCCAAGAACAGGCUUUGGUACACACCACAUAAAUGUCGAUGAGAGUAAAAGAAACAUUGAGACGAAUUCCCGACACCGAAACACUUUUGAUUCAAUUUACACCGCCCCCUUGCAUGGAGGGUUACAUUCCAGGAAUGUAAAACAAUUUACAGCAACAGCAAGCAACACUGGCAGCUCCAGAAACAAAGCCAAGGAGAAGAAGCUGCCUGGAGAUGUUGUUAAGGAAGAAUGACACGAGCAGCCUGCUUGACUUGUUCCUGACCUUCAUAUGCAGAAUUAUCUCUCUAUAGCGUGAAAGAGAGAGAUUUCUUUUUCUGUGCCUAGAAAAGAUAUGCAGAAUUGUUUUUUUUUUUUUUAUACAGAAACGACUUUACUGAUUCUUUUUUUGUGUUUGUGUGUGUAUAUAUGUGUGUACAUUUAUGUGUUAUGUAAUGAGAGAGAGCACAUUUAUUGGUAUCCAGGGUCUUCUAAUUUCUCAGAAAUCUGUUUAUCUGUAUGCAUUAUGUAUGCUAGCAUUAGUACAAGUCUCCCUCUCACCACAUAAGUCACAAAAAAAGCACUUCUCAUGUCUCAAUGUAAAGUGUUCAACUAUGAGCUACACGAUCUCCGUCUGUUGUUCAACUACAUCAGCUAAGGGCAUUUGUCGAGGGCAAGAUGAAGAGCGUGGGCAGAAAAGGCCGCGAUGGAUAAACGGGCAGAUCCAAUCAUGUUGCUGCAUUACUGCUUUUGUGUUUAUUUACAUUUCUCUUUUCAUAUGCUGCUUUUCUUGGUAUCCAUAUUGGAAUAUGGGUCUGAGUUUUUAAAGGUGUAUUGGUAUUCUACUGUUAGGGUAAAUAAGGGUUUGCACAAAAUGCAUUAAACUUAGCCUAUGUAAGUGAUUUAAACGGACAUUAAAUUUUGAUCAGAUAAAACAA